AUGGCCGAGAUACUAUUUUCCUCUGAAAUUAUUGACAAUGUCAAGGGAAAGGUAGUUGUCAUGACAGGUGGCGCGCAAGGAAUUGGCGCAGCAACCGUGUCCAUGCUAUACGACAGAGGUGCCCAUGUUUAUUUCGGUGAUUGGGAUGAUAUUAAAGGUCAACAAGUUGUUCAACAUCUCCAGUCAAGCCCAUCGAAGCAGAAUGGCGGAUCUGUGCAUUUUCGGAAGCUUGACGUCCGAGACUACAACGCACAAGUACAGCUUUUUAAAACACCAUACGACGAAAAAGGUCAUGUCGACGUUGCCAUCUCUUGCGCUGGUGUGACAGAGCCUGACGGUGGUUGGUUUGCGCCAGAUCAGCUGAACCUCGAAACCGUCAUGACAGAGCCCGAAAUACUCAAGGCCAAUGUCGAUAUCAAUUUGACAAGUGUGGUUUACUUUUCAAGAAUAGCUCUUGCUUUUCUGAGUGCAGAUAAAACCUCUACUGCAUCAAAUGGCUUCUCCAAAUCCAUCGUCCUAGUAUCUUCAGUUGCCGGGAUAACAGAAGGCGCUGGCCUUUACGCUUAUAGUGCAGGUAAGCAUGGAGUUAUAGGCCUAAUGAGAUCUCUGCGAGGACCUAUCGAGAAGAACUUCGGCGUUCGUGUCAACGCGGUGUGUCCUUGGGGAACGGAUACACAGAUGAUCGAUAAAGUACGUUCGUGGUGGACACAGAACAAUCUACCUCUGAACCAACCAAGUGAUGUGGGAAAUUUCAUUGUCCAGCUAGCGGCUGACGAGACUUUGAAUGGCAAAUCAGUUCUCGUUGCGGGUGGUAGAGGGUUUGAUACAGAGGAGGGUAUUGACAAGCACAUGCCAGAAUGGUUUGGGGAGUUUAUGGAAGAGUUCCUACGUGGGCAAAAGGCUUUGGGCACCGGCGGUUCAUGGUCUGGAAACUGA
Molecule: messenger RNA, 936 nt
Organism: Fusarium poae
Lineage: Eukaryota; Fungi; Ascomycota; Sordariomycetes; Hypocreales; Nectriaceae
Exons: 3
Coding region: 1-936 (311 amino acids)
Cellular component (GO): cytoplasm
Molecular function (GO): oxidoreductase activity, acting on the CH-OH group of donors, NAD or NADP as acceptor
Source: RefSeq, a predicted model, not a curated record